Messenger RNA from Ectocarpus sp. CCAP 1310/34, 1643 nucleotides. NCBI's taxonomy places the organism in Eukaryota, Phaeophyceae, Ectocarpales, Ectocarpaceae. The record is from the annotation of a GenBank genome assembly.
AUGUACGCUGUUGUGCAAGGUUGCAGACAGGGUUUUGAGGGGAACGCCGACCGUUGCCGUUUUUACUUCCGAGCCUCCUUGUCUUCUUCGGACUGGACGCACCUGAUGGCGCUUUGUGUGCCUGGCGUUGGACUGCGAUGCAUGUUUUUCGCACGUUGAAGCUAGUGGGGAGUGACACAUAGGCAUGCAAGGCUGACGUGACUUGCUGUGACCUUGGGCGAAGACGAUCACACUGCCGCCGCCGGUCUCGCUCCUGUUUGAGACGCUGGCGAUCCAACCACGGCGCUCUUUUUGAGCGGCCGAGCUCGUUUUCGUUGGUUUCGAGGGGUCGGGGGGAGGGCCGAGGGGGUAGUCCAAGCACCCCUCGCAACCUUAUCGGCCCAAACGCCGGCCAUUCGAUGGACCAGAACGGCAAUGGACGGUGUGCAACAGCCCCACGAAUAAUCAUGUCGAAGCGUGGAAGCGAGCAAGCAUCAGAACCCCCCUUCGCGUCUGUUGUGCACAACAUUCUAGCAGCAUUUGUUUUUACUUGGGUUCCGUUCGUGUUCGCCAACGCCCCCUGCAAGCACUAGCUCACCCUCGUCUUGCCGUUCUAGGUAUUUGAUAUUCAGCAGCAGCGCUUACAACGCUUGCGCAUCGCAUCGGUGGUCGUUGUUCCGUUCAGCCCCCCCCCCCCCGUAUUAUCGGAUUCUUCUAUCGGCGGAGCGCAGGCUGUCGGAGUUAGAAGAGGCCCUUGCAGUAGACGGAGGGCACGACCCCGCGUCGGUGCUUGGGCGGUUCGCCUCAGGGGCGGGCGAUCCGACUCCCUCUAUGCUGGCGCAGGCAAGGCCCCACCAUAAGCAGCACGUGGCGGCCGCAGCUGUUGUUGUGCCCCUGCUUUGCGUUCCUUGGUGUUGCUCGUCACUUUGCAUUUGCCUCGAGGGGUUUAUUGUAGGUUUUUGCAUGCGGCUGUUGCUGCUGAUGCGGUACCAGCACCACUGGUGCUCCUUCGUGCAUCCAUGAGUGAGUGUUCAUGCAGCGCCCGUAGGUCGAUCCACCUUGCGGGCUCAAGUACUUGUUGCAUUGAAGCGGAAACGUUCGCUUGCUGCAGGUUUUGCUCCUGGGGCAUCUUGAGAACAAAACACAGCAGUCAGGCUGUCUUGUCAGAGAAAGUGUCGGCAACCUAGACACAGGAUGAGCCCCUUUGGCGCAUCCAACACCAGUUGUACACCAACCCCGUAGUCUACUGCGGUUUCAGGUAAUGCUUUGUUUAUUCCAACUGGAGUAACACCAUGUAUCUUGUGCCUGAUUGGCGCCGAAACGUGGCCCUUGGGGCCCCGCGGAUGGUUCUACAGUACUAGCGACGAGACAAACCGCAGAACCACGGCAGCGCGGCAUGUCUGGAAGGUUACCUCCCUACCCACAGAAACAGGUCCGACUCCGGUUGCUGACUAGUAUUGUCAACUUUGCCGCGGCUGCGAGUGAUCUGCUUUGUGUUCCGUCCCUUCUAUCUUUUCACGGCCCUCUUAGAUGUACAACGCGCUGGGCAGCGGCGCCCAUAAUUGUAGGCGCUCCGUCGUCUGUGUUACUUGAUCUGCUUUGUUUCCAUCUCAAUACAACGCAUCUGGUGACUCACCCCUUCCACCCCGCCACUUCCCACGUCG